UUAUUAAAUUUCCUAAUUAAAAAAGUAGUACCUUAUUAAAGACAAUGGAAAACGAGCGAUCAUAGGAAUCAAAAAAUACACAAACACACAAACACACCAAAAUUUUCGCUUCCAAAUCCCCUAAAAAUCUAUAUUCUUCAGCUUCUGCAUUUCUUCUACCAAACAAUCACCCCCUGAGAUUCAGAGGGUUUCAAUCAAUUUCCAAUUUUCAAAUUUUCCAUCAAUUUUUUUUCAUAUUUUUUUCUCCAUUUUUUGGUUUUUCAUCAAUGGCUUCCGAUGGCUUCACCGAUAAGAAUCUUGUUUUCAGAAAACUCAAGAUGAAGUCAGAGAAUAAGAUGUGUUUUGAUUGUAAUACGAAGAAUCCAACAUGGGCUUCUGUUACGUAUGGGAUCUUUCUGUGCAUUGAUUGCUCUGCUGUUCAUCGAAGUCUUGGUGUUCAUGUUAGCUUCGUGAGAUCUACAAACUUAGACUCAUGGAGUCCUGAGCAACUAAAAAUAAUGAGUUUUGGAGGAAACAGUCGUGCACAGAUUUUCUUUAAGCAACAUGGUUGGACCGACGGUGGUAAAAUAGAAGCAAAGUAUACAUCCAGAGCUGCAGAGUUGUACAGGCAAAUUCUUUCAAAGGAAGUAGCUAAAAGUAUGGCUGAGGAGGCAGGCUUGCCUUCAUCACCUGUUGCUUCUCAGUCUUCUAAUGGACUUUCUUCUGUCAGGACCAAUGAGUUACUGAAAGAAAAUAAUUCGGAGAAGGCAGAAAAGCCUGAGAGCACAUCUUCUUCACCUAGAGCUUCACAUACAUUAGUAUCAAAUAAUUUGAGGAAGCCUAUUGGUGGUAAAAAGCCGGGGAAGAGUGGGGGACUUGGUGCCCGUAAGCUCAAUAAAAAGUCAAGUGAGUCUCUCUAUGACCAGAAACCUGAAGAACCACCUGCUCCAGUUCCUUCCACGACAAACAACGUGCCUGCCAGGCCAUCUUUGACAUCUCGUUUUGAGUAUGUAGAUAAUGUUCAAUCAUCUGAGUUGGAUUCUGGAGGUUCAAAUGUAUUCAAUCACGCUUCUGCACCAAAGUCAUCAAACUUCUUUGCAGACUUUGGAAUGGACGGUGGUUUCCCUAAGAAAUUUGGGUCAAACACCUCAAAAGUGCAAAUUGAGGAAUCUGAUGAAGCAAGAAAGAAGUUCUCAAAUGCUAAAUCCAUUUCGUCAUCUCAAUUUUUUGGAGACCAGAACAAGGCGAGAGAUGCUGAUACUCGAGCUACUUUGACAAAGUUUUCAAGUUCAUCUGCCAUCUCCAGUGCUGAUCUUUUUGGUGACUCCGGAGAUUCCACCAUUGAUCUUGCUGCUAGUGAUCUCAUCAAUCGAUUAUCUUUUCAGGCACAACAGGAUAUCUCUUCCCUCAAGAACAUUGCUGGAGAGACUGGGAAAAAACUCAGCACCUUGGCCUCCUCCUUGAUGACAGAUCUUCAAGACCGAAUCCUCUAAAAUUGUAUGUUCUGUAUUUAAGAUAAUCUUUUUUUAUUUUUUUUACCUAUAUACCUGUCAACUGUGUUUCUAAUGUAAUAGAAGAGUUCAAUAUACAAUUCUUUGUAAAGCAAAAAGAAAAUAAUAUACUAUAGAUUUCCAUCUUGUGA
This is a messenger RNA of Trifolium pratense (red clover), 1621 nucleotides long. Its product is annotated as probable ADP-ribosylation factor GTPase-activating protein AGD8. The record is from RefSeq and is a predicted model, not a curated record. Gene Ontology annotation, biological process: COPI coating of Golgi vesicle. Gene Ontology annotation, molecular function: GTPase activator activity. The transcript has 7 exons. Lineage: Eukaryota; Viridiplantae; Streptophyta; Magnoliopsida; Fabales; Fabaceae. The coding region runs from base 267 to 1472 and encodes 401 amino acids.